AUGGUGGGGUCCCCCCCUUCCCCCCCCCGCUCCUCCUCUGCCGUCCCCGGUGACCCAGCGGAACCGGGGUUGACCCUGCCCCGGCGUGGGAGGCCUCACCGGGGAGGCGCUUCCUCAGGAAACCCCCCGGCUGCUGCCCGCCCGGCGCGGCCGCCACCGCCACAGCGCCGGGUGCCAUCGCCACAGCAGUGCCACAGCUCCCGGUGCCACCGUCACAGCGCCGGGUGCCAUCGCCACAGCGCCGGGUGCCACCGCCACAGCAGUGCCACAGCUCCCGGUGCCAUCGCCACAGCGCCGGGUGCCAUCGCCACAGCAGUGCCACAGCUCCCGGUGCCAUCGCCACAGCGCCGGGUGCCAUCACCACAGCGCCGGGUGCCACCACCACAGCGCCGGGUGCCACCGCCACAGCAGUGCUACAGCGCCGGGUGCCACCGCCACAGCGCCGGGUGCCACCGCCACAGCAGUGCUACAGCGCCGGGUGCCACCACCACAGCGCCGGGUGCCACUGCCACAGCAGUGCUACAGCGCCGGGUGCCAUCGCCACAGCGCCGGGUGCCAUCACCACAGCAGUGCCACAGCUCCCGGUGCCAUCGCCACAGCGCCGGGUGCCACCGCCACAGCAGUGCCACAGCUCCCGGUGCCAUCGCCACAGCUCCCGGUGCCAUCGCCACAGCGCCGGGUGCCAUCGCCACAGCAGUGCCACAGCUCCCGGUGCCACAGCGCCGGGCCAUGCCGCUGCUGAAGAGAACCCCCAAGGAGGAGGAGGAGGAUGGUGACCCCUUCGCCGACAACCCCGAGAGCCGCUACCGCCGAAGGGCCACCCUGGAGCGCCUGGUGGGUUUGGCACCUUUCGGCCGCGCCCGUCGCCCCCCGCCCAAAGACGGGGACGGGGACGGGGGUCGCGCGCAGCGGCGGCGGUCGGAGGAUUUCGGGCUGCUGCGGCGGCUGCCCGGGAGGCGAAAGGCGAGCGUGGAGGGGCUGUCGGAGAGGCCGGCGAACAAGCGCAGCUCCCUGCUGAGGCUGGCGCUGGGAACGCGAGGACGGAGGGGAUCGGCGGGGGAGCGCCCGGCCGCGGCCGACACCGACGGAGGGUCCGACGGAGACCAGGACGGCGGCGGGGGGCAGCGGCAGGAGGGGCGCGGCAGGGCCAGGGAGCCGCUGUCGGUGCUGGAGAUCCUGGAGCUGAUCCAGCGCCGGGAGCUGGUGGCAGCCGACGAGCAGAUCAUCGCUCUGGAGGCCGAGUGUGUGUCGCCGGCGUCGCCGGGCGCCGGGGUGGCCGCGGGCGGGCGGCAGGCGCGGGACGUGGCGCUGCUGUACGAGGCGCUGCUGGCUCAGCUCUGGGCCGUGGUGGGCGAAGCCGUGCCCGCCGGCCGCCCCUACCCGCCCCUGCGCGCCGUCAUCCGCGUGCUGGAGCAGGAGGAAGCGGCCGAUCGCCGGCACCCGCCGGGGACCCCGGGGCGCCCGCGGGGGCUGCGCCGGCGCUGGCAGGAGGCGGUGGGACGGGCGGCCGGGGACAGGCUGGCGCAGGUGGCACCGGGCAGCGGGUUGGGCUCUCGGCUGGCGGCGCUGGCGGCGAGGCUGGUGGGUGACCUGGGGGCCGUGAGGUGCCACGUGGCGCCCGCCUACCCACCCGAGUACGGCGCCUUCGGGGUCUACGCCCGCGGGUACCACCGGGCGCUGGCGCAGCAGCUGGGAGCGCUGGCGCAGAGACCCCUCGCCGUGCCCGACCUCUACCUGCUGCUCGACUGGCACAGCAACACGUACCCUAGGGAGGUGCUGGGGCACCCCGAGGUGGGGGCUCUGCUGCAGGCGCAGGCCCUGGGGCCGCUGCUGCCCCCCGAGACCCAGCGUGCCCUGGAGAGCUCCUGCAUCGCCGCCGUCAAGGCGAAGGUGGAGGUGGCGGUGGCGCAGGAGCUGCAGCUCAGCGAGGACACGUGGGCAGAGGAAGCUUCCAGCCAGGAGCUGCAGGAGGGACUGGCCACCCGUGUCACGGGGCUGCUGCGCGCGCACAUGGACCGAGCCCCUCAGAUCACCCCCGAGUUUGGCAUGGAGAUGGCACACAGCCUCCUGGGCGUGCUGGUGGCCUUCCUGCACAGUUUCCAGCGGAAGGUGGAGCGGUUCCUGGAAGCCCCCAGCGAAGCCACCCCACCUGAGAGUGCCACCGGCCGGGCCAUGGCCCUGGUCAACUGCUGUCCCCCCUUCAGGACCUUCGCCGAGCGCCUGGCGCAGUUUGGGCACCCCGAGAGCGAGGAGCCGCGGCGCCAGGCUCAGGCCGCCCUGGACAAGGUGACUCGGCUCUGCAACCACGUCCUCACCCAACGCCUCUUCGAGGACCUCAAGCCCUACUUCAACAAGCUGAUGAAGCGCAAGUGGCUGACGAGCUCCGACGCCUUCGACACCAUCGUGAUGCUCAUCACCAGCUUCACGCAGAAGCUGCGCCCGCUGCGCCCUGAGCCCUACCAGGUGCUGGUGAGCGAGGUGCACCGGCGGGUGCUCAUCGAGUACGUGCGGCCGCUGCUGCAGGUGCGCUUGGUCUGCACCUCCUCCAAGAUGCGCGCUCGCCUGGCCGCCCGCCUCGGCGACGAAGCCCGGCAGCUCCGCGAGCUCUUCAGCCGCCUGGACUCGGCGUCGCCCUGGCUGGACUCGGUGGUGCCGCGGCUGAGGGAGCUGCUGGUGCUGGAGGACACGGCGGCGUUGCAGAUGGAGGUGGGCGUCCUGGUGAGGGAUUUCCCCGACGUCCGGAGGAAGCACGUGGCGGCGGUGCUGGACGUGCGAGGGCUGCGCAGCCAGGCAGCGCGGCAGGAGAUUCUGGGAGUGGUGCAGGAUCUGGAGCAGAGCGAGGCCGAGCCGGAGCUGCCUCGCCAACGAGCCUUCUUCUCGGAGCUGGCGGUGUCCCGGGAGGUGCGGUGCCUGCCGUUCCACCUGCCCCGGCUGGCGCGGCUCUCCCGCCUGCGCCUGCGCCGCCCGCCCCCGCAGCGCCCCGGGCAGCCGCGGCUCUGAGCCCUCCCGCGCCCGAUGCCCCCUGCACGGGUCGUGUUGUGGGGGGAGAAGGGGCUGAGCUGCUGCCUCGCGGUUUGUGUCGUGUAUAAAGGGUUGU
Molecule: messenger RNA, 3097 nt
Organism: Colius striatus (speckled mousebird)
Lineage: Eukaryota; Metazoa; Chordata; Aves; Coliiformes; Coliidae
Gene: EXOC3L2
Product: exocyst complex component 3 like 2
Exons: 12
Coding region: 1-3000 (999 amino acids)
Biological process (GO): exocytosis; exocyst localization
Cellular component (GO): exocyst
Molecular function (GO): SNARE binding
Source: RefSeq, a predicted model, not a curated record